This is a messenger RNA of Hypomesus transpacificus, 4048 nucleotides long. Its product is annotated as ankyrin repeat and BTB/POZ domain-containing protein 2-like. NCBI's taxonomy places the organism in Eukaryota, Metazoa, Chordata, Actinopteri, Osmeriformes, Osmeridae. The record is from RefSeq and is a predicted model, not a curated record. Gene Ontology annotation, molecular function: protein heterodimerization activity. Bases 242 to 3310 code for a protein of 1022 amino acids. The transcript is spliced from 18 exons.
UCUGUCAGAAACAACUAGCGAAUCCACACACAGACCUGUUCGAUUCCACCUCAGCUAUCCGUCAGACUGCUAGGGGCAGCACGGAAUCUGUCUAGUGCGUGUCUUGUGCAUCUGGCCCAUGUGGUGAAACAGAAACGCGGGCUUGCUUUUAUUUAUGUCUCACGUGCGUAAAGUGACCGGCAUAGCAUAAACCGUGUUGAUACCCACCAGUCAAACCCUACCGGAGACGAGUUGUCUCCCGAUGAAGAUCCUGGAGGACGUCAGUCUGGACUCGGGGUACGGAGCCUCGGACUCCGGUAAGUCUCUGAGCAUCUCCUCUUCCAGAUCCCGACACUCCCAGGGGCACGCUAGCUCCCCGCCGCCGGGGACAUGGUGGCACCACGCCGGCUCUCUGAACAGCAGGACCGGGAACAGCGGGACCGGGAGUUGGGACACGGACAGCGCUGGACCGGAGGACACGGAGGACAUUCUCUCUAAAUGCCCCCGGUUACCGGAGCUGGAAGAAUACCCCUGGACCGAUCAGGAGGUGGGUGACGUCAUGCGUAAAAACGGCAUCGAAGACUCCGCGUUCUCUGCAGACGCUAUCCACCGUCUGUCUGUGCUUUUGCGGAGAGCUCUUGUUCGGAUCUCACGUGAGACACAGAGACUCGGCGAGCUGCAUCGGCGAUGCACACGUUUUGAGGUCCAGAGUGCUGCGAGGCUGGUGUUGAGCUGGGGGCUCGCGGAAAGGUGCGUGGCGGGGACGGUGAGGGCCAUCUCAUUGCACUGCAUGAGAUCCGGUGACACGCGCCGUAAACGGGGCAAAUCCGAACGCUGCGGGCUGACUCUCUCCGUAGGACGUUUUUUCCGGUGGAUGGUGGACACCCGUGUGUCCGUCCGUAUCCACGAGUACGCCGCAAUAUGCAUGACCGCGUGCAUAGAGAGCCUGGCAGAGGAGGUGGGCGCGCGGGUGCGCAUGGUGAUGGCGCACGAGAGGGGCCGCGGGGAAACCCAGGUCACAGUGACCGCCGAGGUCCUGGAAGGGCUCGUGAGCAAUGACACGGAGCUUUGGGGGGUCCUGCAGAACUACGAACACCUCAUUUGCGGUAAAAACGCCAGCGGUGAGUUGUCGGCUCCAGGCCAGGUGAUCUGCUCCCUGCAGGGUGCCCAGGCUCCAGGGGGGAGCAGGGAGGACGUGUACCUGCAGAUGGAGCUUAGCAGCCUGGAACAUGCCCUGCUUUCCACCUGUGUAGGAACCAUCUCAGAGCUCAGUGACCUGGUGUCUCGGGCCAUGCGCCACAUGCAUCGCUUCCGAACAGUUGGCCCCACCCUCAGCCCUGCUCGACCAGCCAAUCAGCAGCCAGUAUCCUGGGCCUCGGACGCCCUGCACACUCUCUUCUACUUCCUGUCGUCCCAGGAAGAGUCCCUGGAGAACCCCCCCACCAUGGCCCUGCACAGAGAGAGGCACUUCCUGUUCCUCCCCCCUCUCGUGGAGUGGAUCCGAAUUGCCGUGGCGCAUGCUGAGUAUCGAAGGAGCCUAUUGGUGGACAGUGAUGAUGUCAUGCAGACGUCUCGCCAGCUUGUCCCAGGGCUGGACUGCAAGCCCCGACAGCUGUGGCCAGAGUGCCUCCCCGGCUGCAGAGCGGUGCCUGUGGAGGUCCUCUGGGCCGGCCUACAGCAAGAGCAGGGCUUCAGGAUGCUGGCCAGCGGGAGGCCCGACCUGGUGACCCCAGCCUUGCUGCUGCUGGGGGAGGAGGGGGUCAACACCCUGGACCUGCAGGGUCUGAGUCCUCUGAUGUUUGCCUGUGCUUCUGGAGACGAGGCUCUGGUCCAGAUCCUGCUAGAGGCUGGGGCCCAGCUAAACCUGCAGGUACCAGGAUGCUCUCCCAGACAGCCCUCCCUCCAUCCAGACACCCGGGGCUGGACGGCCCUCAGCUUCGCUGUGCUGCACGGACACCUCUCGGUGGCUCAGUUGCUGCUGGAGGCGGGAGCAGAGGUAGAGGGAGCUGCCAUGACAGACGGGCAGCACUGCUCCACAGAGACUCCACUACAGCUGGCCUCCGCCGCUGGUCACUAUGAGAUGGUGAGCCUGCUGCUGGUGUUUGGGGCUGACCCCCUGGUCAGGGAGCAGGAGGCCGGGGUCACGGGGUCAUCGCUGGACGAGGACCUCAACUGCUUCAGCUGUGCCACUGCUCAUGGACACAGGGACGUGUUGAUCAGGCUGCUGGGCCAGCAGAGGCAGCUGGGACCACACUCAGACAUCCUGUCCCUGGAGGAGAUGCUGGCUGAGGGGGUGGAGGAGGGGGCCCUCCCCCCAGGAGGCCAAGCCUCUGGCCUCCCCAGCCCCACAUCGUCCACCCCCAGUCCCCUCAGCUCCAGCCCCCUUCCCCGACUGUCCAAGCCCAGGAUGAGGGCUCUCCAGCAGGCAGCCUACUGCAGCGCUGAGCACGGCUACCUGGACAUCACCAUGGAACUGAGGGCUCUAGGCGUGCCGUGGCAGUUCCACGCCUGGCUGCUGUCUCUCCAGAGUGCCUGGCAGCUCUCCAGGGACGACGCUGUCCUCGCCCUCCUCUCAGACUUCCCCUCCCUCAGGCCGGAGGAGUACUGCGAGGCCCUGGUCUCGUCCGGCCUACCCCUGCUGUUCAGCAUGUUCGCCUCCAGCAAGGACUCUGAGGUGACCAGGAGGCUGGUCUCCAUCUUCUCUCACUGCUACAGUCCUGCUCCCAUUCCUGCUGUUCCUCCUCUGGACCCCUCUCUCUCCAUCCAGCUAGACGCUGUGUUUCUGAACAGCGAGGAGAUGUCUGACGUGACGUUCCUGGUGGAGGGACGGCCCUUCCACGGACACAGAGUCCUGCUCCUGUCAGCCUCUGCCAGCUUCAGAUCUCUGUUGGGUCCAAGUGGGUCUGGCGGUUGCCCUGACAACAGGAUCAUCCACGUCAGUGACAUCACGUAUGGAACGUUCGAGAAAAUGAUGUCGUCUCUAUACUGUGGAGGGACAGAAGGACUGACCCUGACACAGGAAGACGCCAUGGAGUUGCUGCCAGUGGCCUGUCUCUUCCAGCUGGGGGCGCUGCUGAGGUGCUGUGAGGCGCUUCUCUCCCAGAGCGUCACCCUGGAUCGCUGUGUUGGGCUGUAUGAGGCUGCUGAGGGCUUUGGGGGGACAGAACUCAGGAGGUUCUGUGAAGGGUUCUUCCUGCAGAACAUGGAGGAACUCCUGGAGAGAGAGGACUUCCACAGACUGGUGCUGGAGGCCCCCCCUCCCCUGCUGUCAGGCCUGGAGGAGACCCUGGUGGAGAGGCUGUGCUCCUUCCACCCUACCUGCAGGAAGUGACAUCACACUGAGGAAAUGGCCUGUGUGCAAAACAUCACACGUGUUGAACAUCAUGCGUGUAAAACAUCACACGUGUAGAACAUCACACGUGUAGAACAUCACAUACAGCUCAUGUGCCCCCUCCUGACAAAAAGGAAAGCUCAGAGCAGCUAAAAGGUGACCAGCCUGGGAUGCCUGGGACACACUGGCUGCGAAGCACCAGGAAGCAUCACGAUUGGCUACGACUGGCUCGAGGCGCUGCCGCCCUCCGCCAUCCCCUUCUCCCCCAUGCUGUCUGUAUGUUCUAUCCAUCAGGGGGAUUCUAUCUCUAUUGCUCCCUGCCUCAUAUGUCAUGUGGGUCGCAUCGAGGAGGCAGGGAGCGCUUCCAUUAGAUCAUCCACUCCACCAAGGUCAAGGAGAAACACUGGUGCCCUAUCCUUCCUAUGUUUUUGUAAAGCUCUCUCUUGGAAGUCGCUUUGGAUAAAAGCGUCUGCUAAAAAUGCAUAAAUGUAAAUGUAUGUAACAGUAUCUGCUCCUUGGGUUGUGACACUAGAAGAAAGACAGAUAGAGAAGCCUUCAUUGUCCUUGUAUUUGCAUACAAUGAAAUUUGGAGUGCAAUCAGCACUUCUGUGGAAAUCAAGUAUAGAAGGAUACAAGUCAAGACUCGCUGAUACCAAGGAUAGGGGUUUCAAGUAAAAACCUGCCCACUCCAUGGAACCGUGAGCUUGCAUUGAGGAGGCAGGGAGUGCUUCCCUUAGA